UAUUAACGUAACAUUUCAGAAAAACAAAGAAGUAUGACAGAUAUUGUACCGUUUGGAUAUUUUGAUGAUUGCUAUACAAGAUCGUUUCAGGCUUUGUUUGAAAAUCGAACUAUAGUUGUGAAAUGUAAUAAAACACGGAAUAUCAUACAGUACAUUUUUCUUGUGCGAGAUCCUCACAGCAAUAUAGGGUUCCAUCAACUUCUUGCCAAAACUAAGAGCAACCCACAUUCUGGAUAUGAGCUUCUACCAAAGUAUCACAGAUAUUCUGUAUGGAAUGAUAGUGUGUUUUUGAUGAACAUACCUACUCUAAUUUCUGUAUUGAAUUUAGGAAUUAUGUUAAGUUCAGACUGUUUCUGGGAAAAUGACAAAGAAGGUCAAAGAACUCAAGUUAAAGAUUUUAAUAUUGGGUAUUUACCAGAUACUUGGCUUCUAGAUAGUCUGUGCGAGCUUCUCGGAAGAAAGUCUGCAAUAAUCAGAGUUUUUUGUUCUGAAAUAUGUUUAAGAAUACGGAAAAAACAUACCGCUGUUAUUGAUGCUCGUGCUGCAUAUGUCCCCGAGAAAGAAAAUGAAAUCGUUUUUGUCGUUUUAACAAAAAACAAAUGUGAAUCACUAAAGAUUCAUAACAGACCUAUCGUCCACCGUUGCAUCGAUGAUAUGAGCAAAGAAGCCUCCUAUAUAAUUAAAAAUGAAAGAGGAAUAACAGCGAAGCAAAGAAACGAAAUGAGAGCAAUAUUAGAUAGAAAUACAAAUAAUUUAUUAAAGAAACAUACAAAUAUAACUUUAAUCUCUAUCAGUUCAAUCAAGUCGAAAGGCUUUAAUAAAAACGGUAUUUCGAAAUUGGAGUACACACCGUGUAUUGUUUUCUAUGUCCCUGUGAAGGGUUUGAUUCCUGUUGACGAAGAUGUAUUGCCAAAUUUAAUUGAUGGAUAUAAAACUGACAUUCGUGAAGGUGCAUUUACUCCGUACGUUCUCACCUCUCGUGACAUACACGAAAACGUGAAGAUGGGUUGCCUAAUACAGGGCCUACGGGACAAUACUGACCCAUUGGGACAUAUUUAUACUGGGACACUUGGAGGUUUUAUCGAUCAUCCAAAAUUCGGUCUUUGUUGUUUUACAUCGGCCCACGUCAUCCUCUCCGGCAACGAUAUGGAUGCCAUCGGAAGAGGUGAAUCGUUACAACCAACUAAUGAUUUAUCAUGCUUUCAACCUGUUCGUCCACAUAGAUUUGGCUCAAUUGUUUUAGCCGUCUGUGAAGAAGGAAAUGAAAAUCGUCCCGGAGUAGAAGUAGUCCUGAUAAAAAUUGAAAACAGGCAAAUUGAUAAUCAAGGCAGGUUCCCAGGUACUGACGAUAUUGCUUAUCGUUCAGGGCAAAUCUUGGAAUUAGACGAAAUACGUCAGUACAUCAAUAAUGCAGACACCUUUGUGAUGAAAUAUGGUGCUGAAACAGGGAUAUCUAGAGGAAAAAUUCACUCUGAUAUGACAACAUUAAAUUCUAAACACGGAAAUAUAACUUUUGCACUGCGAAAUCAGAUAGAAAUUUAUGGCGAGGCAUUUGCGAAACCUGGAGAUUCCGGAGCUCUUGUAUUUCACUGUCAUGAAAAUUUUCCAGUAAGUGUAAUAGGACUUAUAGAAGGGGGGACAAAUUUUGAUACUUGUCUAGUUACUCCAAUAUGUGCAAUACUGAAGAGUAUUGGGUUAUCUCCACCGCUGCAGAUGAAAUCGUUUGAAAGUGUGCCCUAUGAAAUACAAAAACUACAAAACAUGGAGCAGCGAAUAUGCCAUCUAGAAAAUUCAUCAGAAAGUUUAAAAUCAGAUGUCAAAGAGAUAAAAACUAAACUAACACAGCAAGACCAAAAACUCGAUAAAAUCAUAUCAUUUCUUGAGAAGGGGUUUCCUUAAGCAAGCAGAAAUAGAAAACGUAGGCAGACCUGAAGCGGUCUUAAAGAAUAUGUGUGUAUUUUAAGUGUAUUGUUGAUGACUCAAUUUAAGUCGGACCCAUUACAUUAUUAUACUAUUAAAAUACUUCAGUCCAUUCAUUAUGUUCUUUUAAUUGGAAUGUAUAUUAUAUAAAACAACAUCAUAAAAAUCUUAAUAAAUUGUUAUUCUUAUUGUUUUUGGAUGAA
This is a messenger RNA of Ruditapes philippinarum (Manila clam), 2123 nucleotides long. RefSeq lists its product as uncharacterized. The record is from RefSeq and is a predicted model, not a curated record. The transcript is spliced from 4 exons. The coding region runs from base 34 to 1899 and encodes 621 amino acids. NCBI's taxonomy places the organism in Eukaryota, Metazoa, Mollusca, Bivalvia, Venerida, Veneridae.